AUGGCAUAUUCUCAGAACCCCGCCAUCAUCUUUCAAAACACUGAUGAGACAGUCUAUCUCAUUGACACUCCUGAAUCGAUUGCCCAUGCACAAGUAUUGCAGACCACGGUAUCAAACCAAGAAUGUGUACCAACCGGGAAGACCUCUAAGAGGUCUCUUAUCUCUACUGUGCCUCUGAUGACGCCGUACUCAUCUCGAACAGAGCCGAAGAAAGACUCUGCGCGUGCUAAAAUUCUAUCUAGAAUUUCACCGAGCGAUCAGCGAUUUCACGGUGAAUUUAUCCAGCCGCUUGUGGCGAGCGCGUUAGAUGAGUUAAGGGACCGAUUUUUGCCAUCUGAUGCGAGAUGGUGUGUUCCUAGAACUAUCCAAAAUGAGACAGUGCAUGGAAAAGAACUGUCGCAUAGCUUUAAUCCAUCCAUCAAGAAGCGGAAACUCGAAAAUCCGCAGAAUGUGCAUUCUCCAUUGCAUCAGGUGGAUAACACAAGCCCUAUUUCUUUGACUGGACCUCCCACAAUCCUAUCCUCGAGUUCUGUCAAUAUCUUUAGCUUGACAUCAGAAUUGGAAGGCCUGGUGAAAAAUCCAUCCUCAGAGGAGGCGAUACUAUCAAUCAGUACCAUCGGACAUGAUGGGAAGCGCUCUUCCUCAGAAUACCUUAUCCCACCUCAGUCUGCUUUUGUGCUCUGCACCCUCCCCUUGUCACAGCCAGACCCCCUUGAGACACCGAUCCCUGGAAUACCUGGAAGUCAGCGUUUUAAUUUGAUCCUUUUCGACCCACCCUGGCCAAAUCGCUCUGUUCAUCGCAGCAAGGAAUAUCAAACGCAUUCGUAUGACGAAAUGAAUGUUUUGAGCCAACGGCUUCAUGAUAUUUUACGUGUUCACGCUUACGAUCCUUCGCCUGAUGAUUUUCCCAAAUCAGCUACGCAGGUCUCGAGUCAAGAAAGUUUUGCAGCUAUCUGGAUCACCAAUUCCGAGAAAGCCCGCAAAGUAGCCUAUGAAUCCUUACUGGCUUCUGGAUUUCGCAUCCACGAGGAAUGGAUCUGGAUCAAGAUCACCGCUGAUGGACAGACGGUGUAUCCAUUGGACGGGCUCUGGCGAAAGCCAUACGAGAUUCUUGUUAUUGGGCGGAAAGACACGUCUCCAGUGGUAUUGGAUGCAGGGCGUACGAUAUCGCAGGAAAAUGAUCUACUCGGUGUCGAUCCAAGCACGAUUACGAGAAGAGUGAUUGCAGCUGUUCCAGAUCUUCAUUCGCGAAAACCAAAUCUGAAAUCGGUAUUUGAGCGGGUAUUGUUUGGAUCUACGUUGUCAACUCGCAAGUCUUAUUCGGCGCUCGAAGUAUUUGCUCGGAGUUUAACUUCCGAAUGGUGGGCAUGUGGGAAUGAGGUUGUGAAGUUCAAUUCCCGGGACUGCUGGUUCGAUCACGAUUCGACCUGA
This is a messenger RNA of Penicillium odoratum, 1431 nucleotides long. RefSeq names its product MT-A70 family. The record is from RefSeq and is a predicted model, not a curated record. Gene Ontology annotation, molecular function: methyltransferase activity. The transcript has a single exon. Gene Ontology annotation, cellular component: nucleus; RNA N6-methyladenosine methyltransferase complex. Bases 1 to 1431 code for a protein of 476 amino acids. Lineage: Eukaryota; Fungi; Ascomycota; Eurotiomycetes; Eurotiales; Aspergillaceae.